This is a messenger RNA of Hypanus sabinus (Atlantic stingray), 1418 nucleotides long. Its product is annotated as calcium release-activated calcium channel protein 1-like. NCBI's taxonomy places the organism in Eukaryota, Metazoa, Chordata, Chondrichthyes, Myliobatiformes, Dasyatidae. Gene Ontology annotation, biological process: store-operated calcium entry. Gene Ontology annotation, cellular component: membrane. The transcript has 2 exons. Gene Ontology annotation, molecular function: store-operated calcium channel activity. The record is from RefSeq and is a predicted model, not a curated record. Bases 433 to 1101 code for a protein of 222 amino acids.
CGAAGCGAUUGCGAUCUGGGUCAGGCUUUGAAUCGAUGUCGGGGCGGCGCGACUCUCGGGGACGGAGUGUCAGCCGCGUCCCGGAACGCUUGAUUGACAGCCGCGGUCUGGGCUCGGCUCGGCUCGUUCACACUCACUCACACUCACACUCAGCGAUCGACCGACCGGCCGGCACAGCAGCGGGCCUUGCGCUCCCUCUCAUCAACACACACCAGCAAGCCGUACAGUACAUGGAGCAGAAGUCACGCUUACAGCGAGGCGACAUUUCUACUUAGAAUUCGAGGAGGGAGAAGAAAACCUCACGGCGAGCCUCACCUGAGAGACUUUGCUAUUGCCCGUAGCUGGGACUACUUUUUUUUUCUCUCUCUCCACCGGCACGGGAAGAAAUAACCUGAAUUGAAUCGGGAGAGGUUUUUUUAAAAAUCUUUAAAAAUGAGCUUGAACGAGCAUUCAAUGCAAGCUCUGUCUUGGAGGAAGCUCUAUCUCAGCAGGGCAAAACUCAAAGCCUCUAGCAGGACGUCAGCUUUACUCUCUGGUUUCGCCAUGGUAGCCAUGGUGGAGGUGCAGCUUGAAUCGGGACAGGAUUACCCAAAAGGUCUCUUGAUUGCUUUUAGUGCCUGUACAACAGUACUGGUUGCAGUACACCUCUUUGCUCUCAUGAUUAGCACUUGUAUCCUUCCCAAUAUCGAGGCCGUUAGCAACGUCCAUAACCUCAACUCUGUCCACGAGUCGCCCCACGAGCGUAUGCACAGGCACAUUGAACUUGCGUGGGCCUUUUCCACAGUUAUCGGGACCUUUCUCUUCCUCGCUGAAGUCGUGCUGCUGUGUUGGGUUAAAUUUCUUCCAUUAAAGAAAAAUCCUGUGGAUUCCACGGAAAAUAAUUCGACGUCGAUAUCGCCCGGAAAAGCAGCAGCUAUUACAUCCACAGCAAUCAUGGUACCCUCUGGAAUAAUUUUUAUCCUGUUUGCUGUUCACUUCUACCGGUCGUUAGUGAGCCACAAGACCGAGCGAGUUGAGAGAGAAUUGGAUGUACUUGUACAGCUGCAGGAUCAGCUGGACAGAGGGGACACAUUGCACCCUGCUGGGUCUCAUUUUGGAUAAGAUUAGUUGUAAACUCAUUGGAAUAGCCUUAUGACUAGUUUACAGCACUUUGUGCAUGAGAUGACUGUUAUACAAAUCUACAAGUGCUAGCUGAUCCUCAGUACUACUAUUUGACCUUGGGUCAGUAACCAGCAGAGAACACCUCUGUUUUCACUUUUAAAUUCAGAUUAAAUGACUGCAUGUAUUUACUUUGAAUUUGUAUGGAAUUUUAAAUGGAUUGUUUAAACUUUCAUUAUUAAAGAAAUCGGGUGUACGUGUGUUUUACAGGCAUGUCUUAAUAACAAUGUUUUUUUUCUAAUGUAAUACGCGUUUCUCUU